Messenger RNA from Leucoraja erinaceus (little skate), 1984 nucleotides. RefSeq names its product homeobox B1a (gene hoxb1a). Bases 1 to 924 code for a protein of 307 amino acids. The transcript is spliced from 2 exons. Gene Ontology annotation, biological process: regulation of transcription by RNA polymerase II. Gene Ontology annotation, molecular function: RNA polymerase II cis-regulatory region sequence-specific DNA binding; DNA-binding transcription factor activity, RNA polymerase II-specific. NCBI's taxonomy places the organism in Eukaryota, Metazoa, Chordata, Chondrichthyes, Rajiformes, Rajidae. The record is from RefSeq and is a predicted model, not a curated record. Gene Ontology annotation, cellular component: nucleus.
AUGGACAAUACGAGGAUGAACUCUUUCUUAGAGUACGCAAUUUGUAAUCGCGGGACAAGCGCCUACUCAUCCAAGGGUUACCACCAUUCAGAACAAGGGAUAACAGCUUUUGCUCCUUGUGCAGGUAAUAUUGACAAUUACUCUAGUGAUGGACUGUUCUUAGCUGGAGGAAGCGCGCACAAUACACUUCCACAUCAGCACCAGCCAGUGGGGUAUUCACAUCACUGCAGCCUGACGACUCCAUACUCCAGCCCAGGCCUCAACAACUUCGCCAGCCAAACUUGUAACACCGGUUACAAUCACCAUUAUUUUUUCGCUCAAGAGUCGGACGGGGCGUGCUUUCAAAGCUCGGGGUACGCUGGCAACGCGGGAGCCAGUGUCAACCCACUCUCAGACGGUUACUGUGGGGCCUCGGGGACGGGUCAGUACCAACACCCUUACGGCCAUGAGCAACAGGGCUUGGCGUAUGAGACUUAUGCUAAUCUGUCGCCAUCUCAAGAGGGGGAAAAGGAACCUUCCUGCACCUCAGAUUCAUCCUCAUCUGGCCAAACCUUUGACUGGAUGAAGGUGAAAAGAAACCCUCCUAAAACAGCCAAAAUCGCAGAUUAUGGACCAGCUGGUCAGCCGAACACAAUACGAACCAAUUUCACCACGAAACAACUAACUGAGCUGGAAAAGGAAUUCCACUUUAACAAGUAUCUGACCCGCGCCAGGAGAGUAGAGAUAGCGGCCACACUUGAGUUGAACGAGACUCAGGUCAAAAUUUGGUUCCAGAACCGCAGGAUGAAGCAAAAGAAGCGAGAGAAAGAACGAUUCGCUCCCAACUUUUCCAUUUCGGCUGCUAAAGAAUCCGGGGACGGGUCGGACACGUCUCCGUCCACAUCGCCCAGGUCAUCCGCAUCGGAGAACAUCCACACCUCCUAACUCUGGCUAUCCCAGAAAUAGCAAUACCAAUGGGGAACAUGACUCAACUUCCUUCAUUGCAGUUCACUAAUGAUAAUUGCCUUCCUUUUUUUAGUGUCAGGGUUUUAAUCAACUCAGGGAAAGUACCAAAAAGAAAAGUUACCAUUUGCACUUUCCACCUGUUUACUGGGACCAGAAUCACAUAUGUACACCGACGGCUGAAUGACCACAUAUUGUCUAACUUGGUUGUGAAUAUAUAUUUGACUAUGUGGUUCUGACUACCCGCCUUAAGUUAUUGUUGUUAACUUUGCAGGGAACUAGACUUCAUUGCGCCUUACUGUAAAUCUUCAGUCUCUUUUGUAUUUAAGAGCCAUGAUUUCAAAAUGAUUUUUUUUUUUUGUAUAUAUCGGAAAGCGGGAAAAUACACCUUUAUUCUGCGGCAAGAAGUACCGUUUAAAAGAUCUGUGAAACUUAUUUUGCGAUUGCACUACUAAUACUGUAACAGGGUUAAUGAUUUUUUUUUAAGUACAUGUUUGGUUAAGGAAAGGGCUGAAGACUUAGGAAGGGCGUUAGGUGUUAGCGGACCAAUUCUUCGUUCACUUGGUGGUAUUUUAUGGCCAUUCUAUGUUUUGGCAAACGUUUGAUCAGUCUUAAAUUGGGGACUGGAGCUGGAACUGGGGCCCUUCCUAGCAACCGGGCCGAAUAUUGUCCAGAAACUGACUUCGUUUGACCUUUCCAGUCACUUGGUGCAGGUAUCAACGUGGGCAAAGGUGCCACAAACCAGGGAGCGGAAAUGUCUUUUAACGCGGUGACAACGCGCAUGCAUCCACAAAGAUUUCUCCUCGUCGUUACCACUGGAGUGAGCAAUACAAUUUCGUGGGGAAAUGACUGCCUGGGGGCACCAGCAUAAAAUACAUGGCUCGGCAAGAGUUCUCAUCCGCUGAUGGUGAUGUGACUCAUUCAUUUGCUGAGGUUUAUCGCCCCAGCCUCACAACUCGCCAGCAAACGAGCUCAACAUGUCCAAUUUUCAGCCCCGUGUUUAGCUACCUCGUUCUAAUAAAAAUCGAUUUGAUUAAAAUAA